Molecule: messenger RNA, 3396 nt
Organism: Malania oleifera
Lineage: Eukaryota; Viridiplantae; Streptophyta; Magnoliopsida; Santalales; Ximeniaceae
Product: probable LRR receptor-like serine/threonine-protein kinase RFK1
Exons: 25
Coding region: 94-3114 (1006 amino acids)
Biological process (GO): protein phosphorylation
Molecular function (GO): protein kinase activity; ATP binding; protein binding
Source: RefSeq, a predicted model, not a curated record
UCCGUCCCAAUGGUCCCAUCUCCAAUUUUCGACCCAUUUCAACGUCUGCAUUAAUAUUAUAAAUUUCAAAUAGUGUUUUUCCGUACCUUCAUCAUGCUCGCAGAGAAGCUCGCUGCUCUCUUGAUUCUUGCGUUUGGCUGUUUUGGGUCGUUGAGAUUCGUAGAGCCGAAGGUGCCGCAAGAAGAAGUGGAUACUCUUCUACAAAUUACAAGCACAAUGGGUGCAACACAUUCGGCGUUUGAUGGUGAUUCUUGCAAACUUGAACUGGUUGGAGUGACACCAAAUCUUGCAAGUUUUUCUGAAAGCAGCGUAGAUUGUGUUUGUUACUCUCAGAACAACAGCAGAAUUUGUCAUGUCAGAAAGAUUGUUAUCAAGGGUUAUAGUCUACCUGGUGUGCUUCCUCCUGAACUGGUGAAACUUUCUCACCUCCAAGAGAUUGAUUUUGCUUACAAUACCCUCAAUGGUACAAUACCAAGUGAAUGGGCUUCAAUGCAGUUGACUUCAAUCUCUCUUCUUGCAAACAACUUAUCAGGCGAAAUCCCGAAAGUACUGGGAGAUAUUAAAAAUCUCACAUACCUGUCACUGGAAGCAAACCAAUUUUCUGGCAGUGUUCCUUCUGAGAUUGGGAAUCUAAUGAACUUAUCUACUUUGAUGCUGUCCUCCAACCAGUUGACUGGAAAAUUGCCAGAGAAACUUGCUGGGCUUAAGAAUUUAACAGAUUUUCGGAUAAAUGAUAACAACUUCAAUGGAGCAAUACCUGGAUUUAUACAGAACUGGAAGCAACUCACAAGAUUAGAAAUGCAUGCAAGUGGACUGGAAGGACCCAUUCCAUCAAACAUAUCUCUUUUGGACAAGUUAACUGAGUUGAGGAUUAGUGACAUUAACGGAACAACUUGGGGUUUUCCUAUGCUGAACAACAUCGAAGGCCUAAAAAGAUUGGUUUUGAGGAACUGUAGCAUUUAUGGAGAAAUACCUGCAUACAUAUGGGAAAUGGAUGAGCUGCUAAUGCUAGAUGUCAGUUUCAACAAGUUAGUUGGGGAAAUCCCAAAUAACAUAAGAGCAAGGCGUUUGAAUUACAUCUUUUUAAGUGCAAACCAGCUGACUGGAAAUGUGCCUGACUCAAUAUUGAUAAAAGGAGGAAGUAUUGAUCUUUCCUACAAUAACUUCACGUGGCAAGGUCCUGAGCAACCUACUUGUCAAGAAAACAUGAAUCUAAAUAUAAACUUGUUUCGAAGUUCAAAAGAGAAUGACCUGAAAGGAAUUCUUCCUUGCUCGAAGAAUGUCAACUGUCCACAAUAUGGGUGCUCUUUACAUGUUAAUUGUGGGGGAGAUGAUGUAACUGUCGAAGAAACUAGAGGAAAGGUUGUAUAUGAAGGAGAUUCAGAGGUUGAAGGUGGUACUGCGAGAUAUUUUUUAAGUAAUAAUUACUGGGGCUUUAGUAGCACUGGAGACUUCAUGGAUGAUAAUGAUAACCAGAAUACACGUUAUACCGAAUCUCUGCUGCCAACAAAUUUAUCUGAACCAUAUGCUACUGCACGCCUUUCUCCUAUUUCACUUACCUAUUUUCGUUACUGCUUAGAAAAUGGGAAUUAUUCUGUAAAUCUGCACUUUGCGGAGAUACUAUUCUCAAAUGACCAAACAUAUAGAAGCCUUGGGAGGCGUUUUUUUGAUAUUUAUAUCCAGGAAAAAUUAGUGUGGAAGGAUUUUAAUAUUGAAGAUGCAGCUCAUGGUGCUCAGAAGCCUACAGUAAAAGAAUUUAAUGCAACUGUGACAAAUAAUAUCUUGGAGAUCCGGUUUUAUUGGGGUGGCAAAGGGACAACACGAAUACCUAUUAGCGGAGUUUAUGGUCCUCUCAUAUCAGCUAUUUCGGUUUAUUCCAAUUUCAAAUCUUGUUCACAAGGCGGGAAGAAGGGAACUGCUUAUAUCAUUAUUGGAUCUGUGGUCUUAGGCCUUAUUUUCUUAAUAUUGAGUAUCCUUUGGUGGAAAGGCUGUUUGAGAGGUAGAACAGAAAAAGAUUCUAAGAGACUAGAUUUGCAGAUGGGAUCUUUUACCAUGAAACAAAUUAAAGAUGCCACAAAUGAUUUUGAUACCACAAACAAAAUUGGGGAAGGUGGAUUUGGCCCUGUUUUCAAGGGUCUAUUAUCCGAUGGUACCACCAUUGCAGUAAAGCAGCUAUCCUCAAAAUCAAGGCAAGGAAAUCGCGAGUUUAUGAAUGAGAUAGGCAUGAUUUCUUGUUUGCAGCACCCAAAUCUUGUGAAGCUUCACGGGUGUUGCAUCGAGGGGGAUCAGUUAUUAUUGGUGUAUGAGUACAUGGAAAACAAUAGCCUUGCUAAUGCUCUGUUUGGUCCAGAAAGCGAUCAAUUGGUACUGGACUGGCCAACGAGACUUAAAGUCUGCGUUGGGAUUGCCAAGGGCUUAGCUUUUCUCCAUGAAGAAUCAGUAAUCAAGAUUGUUCACAGAGACAUUAAGGCCACUAAUGUGCUGCUUGAUCAAGACCUGAACCCUAAAAUCUCUGAUUUCGGAUUGGCUAGGCUUGAUGAAGGGGAGAAGAGCCAUAUUAGCACUCGAGUGGCUGGAACAAUAGGAUACAUGGCACCGGAAUAUGCACUGUGGGGUUACUUAACCUACAAGGCAGAUGUCUACAGUUAUGGAGUAGUGGUUUUGGAAAUUAUUUCUGGAAAGAACAACAACAGUUACAUGCCAAGCCAUAAUAGCAUUUGUCUAUUAGACUGGGCCUGUCAUGUGCAACAAAGUGGAAACUUAAUUGAACUUGUUGAUAAGAAGUUGGAGUCUGAAUUUGACAAAGAAGAGGUUGAAAGGGUGGUUAGAGUCGCUCUACUGUGCACAAAUGCAACUCCAUCCCUUCGGCCUAUUAUGUCCGAGGUGGUGGCCAUGCUUGAAGGACAAAUGCCUGUUCCAGAUGUAAUCCUAGAACCCAACACCCCCACCGAAGAUUUAAGGUUCAAGGCCAUGAGAGACUUCCAUAAACAAAUGCACACUGAGAGUUCCAGUGGGAGCCAAACACACAAUUCAACAGCAAUCCAGUCAGAGAUCGAUUCUUCCACCCCCUUUACCCAUGAUCUCUAUGGAAUCGACCUGGACGAAAAUCCCUAGUGAUGAUGGUGGACUUUGGAAGCUUAGUUGUGACCUCCUAAUGUACAAAUUUGCUCCCUCGUGCACUGCAGUUUUGGCUGUUCAUUUGCAUUCCAUUCAACAAGGGUGCAUCUGAGCAAUAAAGUUGUGCAUAAUUUUGUUAAUAGCUUCUCUUUCUCAUUGUUUUGGUUGUAAGAAUUCUGGCAUUUAUUGUAUUCUUGAAGCUGUAUUGAUGAGAUUGAAGUUUGGAUUAUUAUAUUGAAAUUCUAGAAAAUGAAGAUAUGAUGGGCCACUUAGAUUUUA